Molecule: messenger RNA, 3279 nt
Organism: Bemisia tabaci
Lineage: Eukaryota; Metazoa; Arthropoda; Insecta; Hemiptera; Aleyrodidae
Biological process (GO): SCF-dependent proteasomal ubiquitin-dependent protein catabolic process
Cellular component (GO): SCF ubiquitin ligase complex
Molecular function (GO): protein binding
Source: RefSeq, a predicted model, not a curated record
ACAGCCUCGAAAAGUGGCUUCAUCGGCGCUCCAGUGCAUUGAAGUCUAUUUAUUCUGUGUAUUCUGUGUUUGUUCGUGAUUAUCAAAAUACAAAUACAAAAUACCCAAGUUCUCUUCCAUAAGCACUGAACUCAUGAAACUUGUUUACAUUUCGCAUUUCGAAAAUUAACUUCAUACACCAGUACCAUGUCUCUUAGCUUUUUUUCGUAUGUCUGUCUGUAAUCUGCGAUCUGAAAUAGCCCAUAUAGUCAAUUUUCAAUUGCAAUCUUCCGUCUCAACUUAUUCUCUCCUUUGUUCUGUGAACGUCAAGGGUAGGGAUCCUUUAUCUAUCACCGCUAUCAGAGUGCUGUCGAGAACCUAAUCACAACUGUCGGCAAGCCUUCCAUCUAGGUAGAUGGACAAUCAGAUGUUACACUGAAUCUUGCGAAGAUGGGAAGGUUCCAUUGAUACUUACAAGAGGGCGAUCCAGUUUGCGAAGAGUGAACAUUGCUUGAACAGAUUUUGUCUCAUUGAGUUUGAGUUUCCAUUGGUGCAAUCAUAUCCCUGGACCAUCCAUUUAGCUCUGUACAGAAACUACGUAAACAAACUGAUUGCGGUUGACGCACGAGUCGUAAGGCAAUCCUUCGUAUAUCAUUGGCUGAAUUUAGCAUCUCUUCCCUAUGUAAGAAAAAUCAGGAAUUUCAAGAGCAUUUAUUACAGACGCUGGAUAAUACUCACGGAUCAAAAUCACCAAGAUCCAAUGACUCAGACAAGGCAUCAAACAAGGCAUUUGAAGGAAAUGAUUCAUUCGAAGCAACUAUGAAACACAAUUACAUUCAGAAUUAUCAGCAACAAGGCAAGCCAGAGAAAACUGUAGGAAAUGAUUUUUGGUCCGGGAAGGUGAGAAAAAUGAAGUUAGCUCGUGUUUUCUUGGAGGAUGAUGCUCAAAUCAACAAGAAAUUGCCUCGAGAGCUUUUACUGAGGAUAUUUUCGUACCUAGAUGUUGUAUCACUAUGCCGGUGUGCUCAAGUAUCCAAAGCCUGGAAUAUUCUUGCCCUUGAUGGGAGCAACUGGCAGCGAAUUGAUCUCUUUGAUUUCCAAACGGAUGUUGAGGGACCAGUGAUAGAGAACAUAUCACGUCGAUGUGGAGGUUUUCUCCGGAGGUUAAGUUUGCAUGGAUGCCAGUCAAUUGGUGAUGGUUCCAUGAGAACGUUAGCACAUAUGUGUGUGAACAUAGAAGACCUCAAUCUGAAUGGAUGUAAAAGAAUUACGGACAGUACUUGUCAAUCUCUCAGUCAGAAUUGUAAUAAGCUUCAAAAAUUGGAUCUUACUUCAUGUCCAGCAGUCACAGAUCUAUCAUUGAAAGCUAUAUCAGAUGGUUGUCCAUGUUUAACUCAUAUAAAUAUUUCUUGGUGUGAAAACAUCACUGAAAAUGGUGUUGAAGCGCUGUCUCGCGGUUGUUCGAAACUGAAAAGCUUUAUUUCAAAAGGGUGUGCUCAAUUAACAAACAAAGCUGUGUCAUGUCUGGCGCAAUUUUGUCCUAACCUAGAAGUAAUCAAUCUGCAUGGGUGUUCAAAUUUAGAAGACGAAGCAGUUGUAAACUUAGCUGUCCAUUGUGCCAAUUUGCAUUAUCUAUGUUUGUCUGGCUGUCAAAAACUCACAGAUAAUUCCCUCAUCAUCCUUGCUCAUCAGUGUCCACAAAUCAAUACAUUAGAAGUGGCACGCUGUUCCCAAUUCACCGACGCCGGGUUUCAAGAGCUUGCACGCCAUUGCCGUCUCCUAGAGAAAAUGGAUUUGGAAGAGUGUGUUCUCAUUACAGAUGCAACCCUCAUUCACCUUGCAAUGGGGUGCCCAAGAUUAGAGAAAUUAAGUCUUUCACAUUGUGAAUUAAUUACUGAUGAUGGAAUUCGACACUUAACAGUAUCACCAUGUGCUGCUGAGCACUUGACAGUUUUAGAGUUGGAUAAUUGUCCCUUAAUCUCAGAUUUGUCACUGCAGCACCUUUAUGUGUGUCACAAUCUUCAACGCAUCGAGCUUUAUGACUGUCAGUUAAUCACAAGGCAUGCCAUUCGCAGACUAAGGAUGCAUCUACCUAACAUUAAAGUACACGCAUAUUUUGCACCUCUAACACCACCGCCAUCCAGUGGAAACUCAAGACAGCGGUAUUGCAGAUGCUGUGUUAUUUUGUGAAAAUAACUUCCUCUUGACUUUUUUCUGCCAGCCAUCAUCUUCAUCCUGUUUUCAAUGUCUUUUUUUAUUUUUUAUUGUUGGUAUUUUAUUGAGUAGUCUAGCCAUCGAAACGGAAAUAUUUGAUAUUAUCUACCUUUAUUGAGCUUUUCGCCCUCAAUUUAGUUAAUUGGUCUGGAUUUACCGAACUUAAACGUACAUUUCCUUUUCUUUCUCUUUUCUUUAUUUCUUUUUUCCAUAGAUAAUUUAGAUUUUCUGUCUCAUGCAAGAGCCUAAUGGUCCAAACCAGAAUAUACAUCAAAGAACAUUUUGAAACCGCUUUCCUUCUCCUGGACGAACAAACUUUUGACGUACGUUCUUUCUCGUCUAAAUUUGAAAAGAAAACAUGCCAUGCAAAAAAUUACGUUGAACAUCGAUAUAUUUGUUGCCGUAAAUGCAGAAACCUGGGCACAUUGCGAUCUGCCUAGGCUGAUCGCGAUUUUAGAGAGUACAUGCAAUCCGCAAAUGUGCAUACCCCUAGUGCCCGUCAACACCCCUAGACCCCUGAGCGCUUAUCCGUCCCUGCUUACACCUACACCGGGUUGUUACACACUUCGUGUUGAAGUUAUGGAAAUAGGAUCUUUGGCUUCCAGUGAAUGCUAAGUUUUUAAGUUUUGACAAUGCGUAUACCAUAGUAAUUCUCAAAUAAGGUACCCAUUUUUAUCAAAGCUUCUCUUUUUUUAAGUAAAUGAGUGGAAUCAGAGUCUACAAAUCAGCAGUAGCCGUUUCAUCAAGACAAUCAAAUCACAGAAAUUUUAAGGUAUGUCUCCACUUUUUACUCGGUGAUUUUUAAUUCUGUCUCUUUUUGGUCGAGUUUAUGCUUUGAAUGCACCCUAGCAGCACAAAGACGUAAAAUUUACAAAAGAAAAUUCGUAAAAAAAGACGUAAAACAGACCAAAAGUGAAAUGCCGAUGUAGCCUUUUUUACAAGAAUAAUUCGAAAAGAGUACAAUAUUUUUACGUAAAAAGAUCAAGUUUUUUUUACGUAAAAAGUUAUAUGCAAGAAAACUCCUGCUUCCUAAAAUUGACUUAAAUGAUAAAGCGUGAAGAAAAAAAUAAACUUUUUACCUAUCUG